This is a messenger RNA of Hevea brasiliensis (rubber tree), 1373 nucleotides long. RefSeq lists its product as uncharacterized. Gene Ontology annotation, molecular function: oxidoreductase activity; nucleotide binding. NCBI's taxonomy places the organism in Eukaryota, Viridiplantae, Streptophyta, Magnoliopsida, Malpighiales, Euphorbiaceae. The coding region runs from base 86 to 1165 and encodes 359 amino acids. The transcript has 12 exons. Gene Ontology annotation, cellular component: cytoplasm. Gene Ontology annotation, biological process: NADPH regeneration. The record is from RefSeq and is a predicted model, not a curated record.
AUCAAACCAAGGUAAAUUCGAACCUGUAUUUACACCACCUGGAGCCAUCUAAUUCUCUACAAGAUCUGAAUUGCAGGAUUGAAAAAUGACGAACCCUCCCAGUAUUGCAAUUAUUGGAGCUGGCAUCUUCGUUAGAACCCAGUACAUUCCCAGAUUAGCAGAGAUCUCUAAUCUCUUCAAUCUUAAGGCUAUUUGGAGUCGCACUGAGGAAUCUGCGAGAGGAGCAGUGGAGAUAGCGCGGGGUAAGUGUUUCCCGGAAGUGGAGUGUAAGUGGGGUGAUAAGGGUCUUGAUGAGAUUAUCCAAGAUGAGUCAAUUCUUGCUGUUGCUGUGGUUCUCGCUGGACAAAUUCAGGUUGAUAUGUCACUGAAGCUACUGAAGGCAGGGAAGCAUGUUCUGCAAGAGAAACCAGCAGCAGCUUCUAUAGAUGAAAUAGAAACUGUAAUGUCAACCUACAAAACUGUUUGUGCCAAUUCCCCUGGUCAACCAAUUUGGGCUGUGGCAGAGAAUUAUAGAUUUGAACAUGCUUUUGUGGAGGGCAACAAACUGUUGCCUGAAAUUGGGGACAUGAUGACUGUCCAAGUUAUUGUUGAAGGAUCAAUGAAUAGUUCAAACCCUUAUUUCUCAAGCUCAUGGCGGCGCAAUUUUACUGGGGGUUUCAUUCUAGAUAUGGGGGUGCAUUUCAUUGCUGGAUUAAGAAUGCUUGUUGGAUGUGACGUGAUUUCGGUGUCAGCUAAGAUCUCUCAUGUGGACAAAACUUUACCUCCUCCUGAUAACAUAUGCUCUGUCUUUCAGCUGGAGAAUGGAUGUUCUGGGGUUUUUGUAAUGGUUGUAUCCUCAAGAUCACCAAAGAUACAUUGGCGACUUGUUGGCUUAAAGGGAACACUACAAAUUGAUCGGGGAAUGGACAAUGGACAACAUGGUUACAUGGUUUCAUUUUAUGGUGCUGAUGGGCACAGCAAAAAUUGGUUCUACCCAUUCAGUGGAGUAACUGAAGAAUUACAAACUUUUUUGCAUGACGUUUCACAUGCCAACCUUAAGGGAAGUAACUAUGAAAUAGAGCCCCGUCUCUCUUUCAUGGAAGGUGCUAGAGAUGUUGCUGUUCUAGAUGCAAUGCUUGAAUCUGGAAUGAACAAUGGAGCUCAGGUUCAGGUAAAAAAGUUUUAGGCUGAGGACUAUCUCAACACGAUUCUGUUAAGGAUAGGGGGGAGAGAAGAAAAUAAAGAAAUAUCAUUUACAUUUCUUUAGAUUACAUCAUUAAUUUACGCUGUUAAUUUGAAAUGCUGUGUUGUAAUUUGGGGUGGAGAAUGAUUCUGAAACUAACAUUAUGUAAUUGACUUAAUUUUUAAUAACUUCUGGAAAUUGAUAUUGUAAA